GUGGGCGGGCGCGCCGGGUGACAGGUGUCAGCGGCGUCGGCAUUCGGCGGCGAUGGAGCGGCCCCGGGGAGCUGCGGACGGCUUCUCGCGCUGGCCCCUCGGCCUCCUCCUCCUCUUCCUCCUGCAGCUGCAGCCGCCGGCGACUCUCGGCCUGGACCGGCUGGACGCACCCCCGCCACCCGCUUCGCUACCGCUUCGCUGGUCUGGCCCCGUCGGGGUGAGCUGGGGGCUGCGCGCAGCCGCGGCCGGGGGCCCGAUCCCCCGCGGCGGCCGUUGGCGCCGCAGCGCGCCCAGCGAGGAUGAGGACUGCGGCCAGGUCCGGGACUUUGUUGCUAAGCUGGCCAACAACACGCACCAGCAUGUGUUUGAUGAUCUCAGUGGCUCAGUAUCCUUGUCCUGGGUUGGAGAUAGCACUGGGGUCAUUCUAGUAUUGACGACCUUCCAUGUGCCAUUGGUAAUUAUGACUUUUGGACAGUCCAAGUUAUAUCGAAGUGAGGAUUAUGGAAAGAACUUCAAAGAUAUUACAAAUCUCAUCAAUAACACCUUCAUUCGGACUGAAUUUGGCAUGGCUAUUGGUCCUGAGAAUUCUGGAAAGGUGAUAUUGACUGCGGAGGUGUCUGGAGGAAGCCGUGGAGGAAGGAUCUUCAGAUCAUCAGAUUUCGCAAAGAACUUUGUACAGACAGAUCUCCCUUUUCAUCCUCUGACUCAGAUGAUGUACAGUCCUCAGAAUUCUGAUUACCUUUUAGCCCUCAGCACUGAAAAUGGACUGUGGGUGUCCAAGAAUUUUGGAGGAAAAUGGGAAGAAAUCCACAAAGCAGUGUGUUUGGCCAAAUGGGGAUCAGGAACCACCAUAUUCUUUACCACCUAUGUGAAUGGAUCCUGCAAAGCUGACCUUGGAGCACUGGAAUUAUGGAGAACUUCAGACUUGGGGAAAAGCUUCAAAACUAUUGGUGUGAAAAUUUACUCAUUUGGUCUUGGGGGACGUUUCCUUUUUGCUUCUGUGAUGGCCGAUAAGGAUACAACAAGAAGGAUCCACGUGUCAACAGAUCAAGGGGACACAUGGAGCAUGGCCCAGCUCCCCUCUGUGGGGCAGGAGCAAUUCUAUUCUAUUCUGGCAGCUAAUGAUGACAUGGUAUUCAUGCAUGUAGAUGAACCCGGGGACACUGGAUUUGGCACUAUCUUUACCUCUGAUGAUCGAGGCAUUGUCUACUCCAAGUCUUUGGACAGACAUCUCUAUACAACCACAGGGGGAGAGACUGACUUUACCAAUGUGACUUCCCUCCGUGGGGUCUAUAUAACAAGCAUGCUUUCAGAAGAUAAUUCUAUCCAGACCAUGAUCACUUUUGAUCAGGGAGGAAGGUGGAAGCACCUGAGGAAGCCUGAGAACAGCGAAUGUGAUGCUACAGCAAAGAACAAGAAUGAGUGUAGCCUUCAUAUUCAUGCUUCUUACAGCAUCUCCCAAAAACUGAAUGUUCCAAUGGCUCCACUCUCAGAACCUAAUGCUGUGGGCAUAGUCAUCGCUCACGGUAGUGUUGGGGAUGCCAUCUCAGUGAUGGUCCCAGAUGUUUACAUCUCAGAUGAUGGGGGUUACUCCUGGACAAAGAUGCUGGAAGGACCCCACCACUAUACCAUCCUGGAUUCUGGAGGCAUCAUUGUGGCCAUCGAGCACAGCAGCCAUCCUAUCAAUGUGAUUAAGUUCUCCACAGAUGAAGGUCAGUGCUGGCAAACCUACACAUUCACCAGGGAACCCAUCUAUUUCACUGGUCUAGCAUCGGAACCUGGAGCCAGGUCCAUGAAUAUCAGCAUUUGGGGCUUCACAGAAUCUUUCCUCACCCGCCAAUGGGUCUCCUACACCAUUGACUUUAAAGAUAUUCUUGAAAGGAAUUGUGAAGAAGAAGACUACACUGUAUGGCUGGCACACUCUACAGACCCUGGAGAUCAUGAAGAUGGCUGCAUCUUGGGCUAUAAAGAGCAGUACCUGAGGCUACGCAAGUCAUCCAUCUGUCAGAAUGGUCGAGACUACGUUGUAACCAGGCAGCCAUCCAUCUGUCACUGUACCCUGGAGGAUUUCCUUUGUGAUUUUGGCUACUUCCGUCCAGAAAAUGAUUCAGAGUGUGUGGAACAGCCAGAACUCAAGGGGCAUGACCUAGAGUUUUGUCUGUAUGGAAGAGAAGAACAUCUGACAACAAAUGGAUACCGGAAAAUUCCAGGAGACAGAUGCCAAGGUGGGAUGAAUCCAGCUAGAGAAGUAAAGGACUUGAAAAAGAAAUGUACAAGCAACUUUUUGAAUCCCCAAAAGCAGGACUCCCGCCCACAGGGACACAGCUUGUCCCAGAAUCCAGCUCCGCCUCCUCUUGGAUACACUGAAAACACACACUUCCUAUCUCCCACCCAGACCCAGAAUUCCAAGUCCAAUUCUGUUCCCAUUAUUCUGGCCAUUGUGGGAUUAAUGCUGGUCACGGUUGUCGCAGGAGUGCUCAUUGUGAAGAAAUAUGUCUGUGGUGGAAGGUUCCUGGUGCACCGAUAUUCUGUGCUGCAGCAGCACGCAGAGGCCGAUGGGGUGGAUGCUUUGGACACAGCCUCCCACGCUAAUAAAAGUGGCUACCAUGAUGACUCAGAUGAGGACCUCCUGGAAUAGCUCUUCAAAGGAGCUGGGACCCAGCAUGGAUGUCGGAACCACAGUACCUCCUACACUCCCUGUGGCUCCGACUUGGGGAAAUAAACGAUUUCCCAUUUGCGAGGGACCCAGCUCUGGUUCUGCUGCUUCCAUCAAAGCCAAAAGGACCUACACUAAAGAAAUGCAGGGUGGGGUGGGGAACCCUGAACACUUUCAACAAUUGGCUUUGAGAAGGGGGGUUGGGAUUUUAAAUUCUUUAACCUUUUAUUUCAAGUUCUGUCUUUUGUUCAAGUAUGGGUUCUGGGGUUUUGUUUGCUUGUUUUUGAGGGAAAUGAAGUGGAAUUUGAAGGAAUUGUUCACUAACCCCAUACUUGCCUAGUCUGUGCUGCACCUCUCUGCUGGCUCAAGCAUCAACAUUCACGUAGUACCGGGUGCUGUCCCUGGGCCCCGCUGGCCAUGUGGAACAGCCACAGAGAGGAAAAUAGAGGCAGGAGUGACUGGUAUAUCCUGGUCCGCUUUCCUCCAUCUGGGGCCAGCCCUGCUCUAAGAACACUGCAUGCCAGCUCCUUACCCAGAUCCCCAUGCAGCAACUUUCACCCCCUUGGGACCAUAGGCCACAGUGAUUUUUCUUUUCUCUUGUUUAAUUAGGCAAUACUCUUGUUAAUUGCCCUUUGGCAAUUAACUUAACCAUGUGCUUCCAAGAUACUAGAUCAGGAAAACUUAACAGGGCAAUAUUUUUAACUUGGGGCAGGAAGAAAGGAGCAACAGAGAAUUGACUAGAUUUAGCACCUAUUAAAGGCAAAACUCUGGCUGCUUCUGAAAUCUUUCAGGCUGGGCUUUGUGUAUAUGCCAGUGGACUUGCUCAAGGACAGGGUACAGCUUGGUCUGGAAGUCUGCCCAGGCUCAGCCAUCUCUUGGCUGGAGCUCAUCAUUGAGCACAGUACAGCCCCAAGGACAGACCAUCCCAGUCUUCCAUGUCCCCUUUUUGCCCAUUAUGUUGGCUAGUUGUCGAACCAUUGCAAUGGCUGUUUAUUUGCCUUUUCCUAGGGAUGUUUUCAGAUUUAUAGACUUUGUUAUCAGAAUUGUAUUAUCAAGCUAUUCUUUUCAUCCUUUUCUGCAAUUUUGCCAGGUUAUUUGUUAGUAUGAAAUUUUUGAAUCAAUUGAAAACACAUUUCCGGUGAGAUGAUGCUUGGUGUGAUACAUUGGACUCAUAUUAAAUUUUAAGAUUUUCACUUGAAAUUUUUCCAAAUUAAAUAAAUUGUAGAAUGGAGUUCCAGUUUGGGUGGCCAUAUAGUAAUGGAAAGCUGCAAUAACUGGCAUUAAUAUAGCUUGAAUAUUUGCUAUCACAGGUAUGUAGUAUGGCCAGUCUUCUGUCUCACUGUCCCUCCUGUGCUGGUCACAGUUUCUCCCAGUAAUUAUGAUCGAGACAUUCUUUGGUAGGUGCCAUUUUGCUGCUAGUUCAUUUUGUAGCUAAAAGCCAGCAAAAAGUAAAUGUGCCAAAUUAAGUUUUGUCAGAAUGUGCAAGCAGAUGGCUAGGUACUAUCCUCCUCAGAAUGGAUGAACAGCAGCAGGGAAAGAGGGCGGGGGAAUGGAUGUAGAGAUUUGAAACAGCAGCAAAUUUAAAUGAGUCAGGAAGUUUCCAUUCGAAAAUGAAAUUAGGGAAGUAUUUGCUAUGGGUAGAAUGUUCUUUUAGCUCUUUCAUUUUGCAUGAUUUUAAAAUUUUAAAAAUAAUUCUGUAGAUAGACCAGUUUAUAAAUGAUCCAAGUGUCAGCUUCUGUCCUACCGUGACCUCCUACCCAAAGUGAAUUUUCAUUUAAUGCCCAGAAAAGAGCUAUUUACAUCACACAUUUUCUCCCAGCAUAAACCCAGACAGAUGUGAGCAGAUGUGCCAAUGUAUAGUUAUUCUCCCCUGAGUUUUAAGAUUAGGAAGAUGAACAUCUACUCUAACCAUCUAAGAUGAAUGCUCUUUGCUUAUAAUAAUAUCUAGGAUUUCUGUAGAACUUGGCAGUUUUCAGAGCAUUUUUACUUGCAUUAUGCCCCUUGAGCCCACUGACAUUCUAGUGCUUGAGCUCAGGAACCAAGUUGAGUCAGUUAUCCAGGGCCUCUGAAUGUGUUACAGGCAACACUAACUGUUUCAGAACCCUGGAAAAUUGUUGUGUGGGCAAGUGCUGAAUGCUUGGAGCAGGCCUUCUUUCUUAUAAUGACUUGUUCUAUAGGAUAAGGAUCCGUGUAUUUCUUUCAAAGCAUUAUUUAGGGACCUUUUGUUUUAUUUUUGGAAAAUAGAAAUUUUUAUGCUCAUGUUUUUCAUGGAUGAAAACAAAAGAAAUGAUGAAUUUUGAAUGGGUCUUCAGGAGCAGCUCCUCUCCUCUUGGAGGGUACCUGUGGAAGAGCCUAAAAGGGAGUUACCAUGGAUGGGUGGUCUCCAUCUUCCUGCUUUGAGCCAUGGCUGGCUGGUUGGCUUUGUUGGCUUGGGAAUUGCCUUCAAAUUAGCUUUCUGUACCAGUCAUAUAGUACAGAAUGUGUGCUCUUGACCAGAGGGUAAAAGAAUCUAAAUCCAUUGGAGCUUUAAAAAAAAAAAAAUCUGAUUUUUGAUGCUCAGCCUGGGGAUACUAUCCUUAAAGGUAAAGCUAACGUGUGUCAUCAUGAAACUUGCAGCAAGAUGGCAGCAAAAGGGGUGGUUUCUAGAGGCCUGAGCAGUGGAAUUUAGCCUUGUUAUACCAGACUGUCCAAGUAGUCUGAGCUCUUAAAUCCAGAACUCACCAUCCUUCCUGCUUGAGACUCGGGGAUUUGAGGGCUUUACUGAGAGCAAAGACCAGUUCUAGACAUGCCUCAGCUGGGACUUGAGUGGUAACACUACUCAGAAGAGUCCUAGAAGCUUGGGAAUUUCUAUAGAGUUUCAGUCUUUGAAGCUUGGAACUGAGCAGAUUCUGAGAGAAUUAGCUGGUUGGUGCCUUUCUUACUCUCCUAGUUGUAGGUUUACUGAGUCUCUGUGCUGGGGUGGCAGAAUAGUAUAUCCUGGCCACCUCCAGUGCCAUAGCUAGACAUCCCACAGCCUUGGUCAUGAUACCAGGGUGGAGAACAGGGCACGGGCCAUCCACAUGAACCCUCGGUGACGUGGCUGGUCCCUGUAAUCAUUUAAUUGCUCUCCAAACCAUCUAGAUAGAGUUUCUCUUUCCUCUUAGGAGAGCUCUGAAGAGCCCCGCCCCUGUACACAAUGACCAAGAUCACAUCUGUUUGUGGUCAUCCUGGCACUGUCAUGUCCACAUUAAGCCAGGUAGUUGAAACGACUGAAACAGGAAAGGACGCAGCUUUUCAACUUUCUACCACCUACCUUCCAGCAGGGAAAUUAACAGGGACUUGAAUGUCCUUUGAAUAAACCAAAGUUUAAUAUUUGCUACAUGAUAUAGGGACAGGGAGAGCAAGAAUCAGCCACUGAUUGGCCUGUCUGGCCCUCAGGGUGGUGAAAGAGAAUUGAAAUAGGAGUGUGUUGACUUUUUGGUUCCUUGCAUUUUAACAUUAAGAAUCAGAAAAUUGAUUUGAAACUGUCAACAACUUGCUGUAUACAUUUUUUUUUUGCACACCAGUACAUUCUUAAGCGUUCUUGUUUAUAUGGAAUAACAUAAACUAACCUGUACCUAUAUAUAUAUACAUAUGUACAUAUAUACAUAUAUAAACUGUAUAGUGUACAUGCUAAUGAUUUAUUGGUAGGCCUCAAAUCUUUAAUGCGGUGUUUGUCUUCCGCAUGCCCUCGGGUGUGGCCGGAUGACUGACCGUCCCCUGGUGGUUCUACCACCUCCCGUGUUUGAACCUCCAGAGAGGAGGUUUGGGUUGUUCUCUUCUUAUCCUCCUGCACAGAAAUGCUCAGGGUCCCCAUGUGCCUGUUGCUCAUCACCCUCUUGUCUCUGUUUCUGAGCAUGUGGUCCCUCUCCAAGCUGUGGGACGCUGCCUUCCUAAUGAGAGUGUAAAGCAGUGUUAAGAUCACUACUGCAUGUGUGCUAAACACUCAAGCUUUCUGCUCCCUCGGAACAGAAAAUUGCAUGUGAGGUGGGAUAAUCAAGUUUCAAUGGCCAUGUAAGUUCAAAGCCAGAUCCCAUAAUGAAAUCCCACAAGAUGAAAAUAAAACUCAAAUUUCUUUAGCAUUGUGUAAAUAAAUCUGGAUGUGUUUAACUUUG
Dipodomys spectabilis (banner-tailed kangaroo rat) is the source of this 6789-nucleotide messenger RNA. RefSeq names its product sortilin 1 (gene Sort1). Bases 53 to 2638 code for a protein of 861 amino acids. The transcript has 21 exons. The record is from RefSeq and is a predicted model, not a curated record. Gene Ontology annotation, molecular function: protein binding. Gene Ontology annotation, cellular component: Golgi apparatus; membrane. Gene Ontology annotation, biological process: Golgi to endosome transport; vesicle organization; endocytosis. Lineage: Eukaryota; Metazoa; Chordata; Mammalia; Rodentia; Heteromyidae.